Molecule: messenger RNA, 2931 nt
Organism: Lithohypha guttulata
Lineage: Eukaryota; Fungi; Ascomycota; Eurotiomycetes; Chaetothyriales; Trichomeriaceae
Gene: SET2
Product: histone methyltransferase set2
Exons: 3
Coding region: 1-2931 (976 amino acids)
Biological process (GO): regulation of DNA-templated transcription
Cellular component (GO): nucleus; chromosome
Molecular function (GO): protein binding; histone H3K36 methyltransferase activity
Source: RefSeq, a predicted model, not a curated record
AUGGCUCGCACUAAUCAUUCUCGCAAUGGCGCAGAGGCUUCUGAUGAUGAUACUAUUACCUUAAAACGUGAGGUGUCGAUGGGCAACAAUUCAGCAGAAGAGAUGAGUUCAACCGGGUUCACCAACAUCAAGGACGAGCUGCCUUCCCGGACCAGUACACCCGCUUCCACGUCUAAUAAGUCAGACAUUCAGCACUCAUCUUUCGCACAGAUAGCAAAAACGGAACCCGAAACCGAGAUUAAACCUGAAGUAGACACGAGUUUCAAAAGCGAGUCGCCUAAAAUGGCAGCCCUCAUCUCGAAAAAAGGUAUUCGUACGUCCAAGAAGAACCCUCCACGAGUUGCACCAUUAUUCGACCACCUGCCAGAUGCCAGAGAUGAAGCCAACAGCGCCUACACCGUGAUUGAUUCCUGUAUCUACCAGAACAAAUACUUGGGUUAUACUGAACAUGCGAUGGAAUGCGAUUGUUCCGAAGAAUGGGAUUCUGCGACAAAAUCGAAUCUUGCUUGUGGCGAGGACUCGGACUGCAUCAAUCGAGCGACGAAAAUGGAGUGUGUCGGGGAUUGCACCUGCGGUCCCGAGUGCCAAAACCAACGCUUUUGGCGUCGCCUUUACGCUAACGUCUCGGUGAUCAAAACUGAAAAGAAGGGCUACGGUCUACGUGCAAAUACUGCCCUCAAGCAUGGCGAUUUCAUAUUCGAGUACAUUGGUGAAGUCAUUCCAGAGGGUACGUUUCGCAAACGUAUGCGUCAAUAUGACGAUGAAGGCAUUAAACACUUCUAUUUCAUGUCUCUUAGCAAAGGUGAGUUUGUCGAUGCGACCAAGAAAGGCAAUCUUGGGCGGUUUUGCAACCAUUCCUGCAAUCCAAAUUGUUAUGUCGACAAAUGGGUGGUUGGAGACAAACUUCGAAUGGGCAUCUUUGCCGAGCGAAACAUUAAGCCUGGGGAGGAACUGGUUUUCAACUACAAUGUCGACAGAUAUGGUGCUAACCCACAACCCUGUUAUUGUGAUGAGGACAACUGCACUGGAUUCAUUGGAGGCAAGACGCAAACCGAGAAAGGAACUAAGUUAUCAGCUGCAACGAUCGAAGCUCUUGGCAUUGACGAUGAGGACUGGGAUACAUGGGAUACACUCACAGCUAAGAAGCCAAAGAAGAAGAAGGCUGCAGAAGAUGAUGACGAGGAUUAUGUCGAGCGCGCAGAGGCUAGGAGCCUGGACGUCAACGGCAUUACCAAGGUCAUGGCAGCCUUGAUGCAGUGCAAGGAAAAAUGGAUUGCAGUCAAGCUUCUACAACGCAUACAACGUUGUGAAGAUGAAGACGUGCUCCAUCGGAUCGUAAAGCUGCACGGGUACAAGAUUUUGAAUUCACAGCUAUCAGCUUGGAGAGACGAUGACAACGUUAUGAUACAAAUAUUGGAGAUCUUACAGAAACUUCCAAGAUUAACAAGGAACAAAAUUGUCGAUGCAAAGAUCGAAGCGACACUUGAACCCUUGAAGGAGAGCUCGGACGAGAGAGUAUCUUCAAUUGCUGGUGAUCUCUUGACAACAUGGUCGAAACUGGAACUUGCCUAUAGGAUACCUCGUAAGGUACGCACUGCAGUUGAUUCUUCCAGCAAUUCAACUUCUGUCAAGUAUGAACGGAGAGAAUCCCAGCAGCAGAGGAGAAGGUCGAGGUCAAGAUCAAGAUCGAAGAGCCCCCCGAGGGGCCCGGCCAAUAUUCCCAAAGGCCCUGCCAGCAUGGGUGUACCGACUGGCCCGCGAGCUGGACAGAGGCCUCUUCCUUUCAGUCGUCCACCAUCUGCACCUUUCGUUCGUGGACCUCUUCCAUUACCUACUGGCUGGUUCCAAGCGACGGAUCAAAGUGGUCGAACAUAUUUCUAUUCAGCGUCCGGAGAGACGACCUGGAAACGCCCAUCGCAGCCAGCUACCAAACCACCGCCUCCUCCGAAACAGCCUUCUCAGCAGGACAUGCUGAAGUCCAUCAUCGACGGUAUUGUAACCUCGUCUGACAAGGACAAAAAGGAUGGUAGACACUCGACGCCUGAUACACCUACAGAGGAGAAGAAGGACAGCAAGGCAGAGAAGUGGCGUUCGCUGGAUGAGGACAAGCAGAAGAAGAUAUACGAGAAUACGUUAUUUCCCCACAUUGCCCACGUUAUGAACAAGUAUAAGCACAAAAUACCCAAAGACGACCUUAAGCGCUUUGCUAAAGACCUUGCGAAAAAGCUUGUGGCUUCCGACUACAAAAGUGGACGGGUAACGGACCCAACAAAGAUUUCCGAGAAGCAGCAGAAAAAGGUCAAGCAAUAUUGUAAGGACUAUUUCGAAAAGGCCGCCAUCAAACACAAGAAGUUGGAACAGGAACGCACUGCAAGAAAAGAGAAGCAUGCAAAGUCUGGCUCGUCCCAUAUCACACCAGCCCAGUCACCCAAACCCUCGACGACUGGGACACCUAAGAAGGAGGAAGAUGACGAAGAUAUCAAGAUGUCUGAUAUCGAGGAUCAUGAAGAUUCAUCGCCGUCCGAAUCCCUGCAGAACGGAAGUUUGAAGCGAAAACGCUCACUCGAAAUCGAAGGACUCAUCAAGGGAGAACUUGAUGAUGGAAAACUUACCAUGUCGCCUGCGAAGAAGCCAAACAUGGACGCAUCGUUCCCAACACCACCACCGCCGCCACCACCUGCACCUCCUGCCGAUACACCGCCUGAUCAUAAUACACCAGAAGCUGAAGAGGACGCGCCAUAUGAACAGCAGGUCGAUCACGAACCGGACGUACAUGCCGAUAGCAGCUUUAAGACCAAAAGCAUGGCUGAUGUUCGUGCAUUAGCACAGCAGAUGGAUGCAGAAGAUGAGGUAGAUUGGGGCAUGGGAGAGGACGAAGCACAGAAUGGAAUCAAGGUCGCCAAUCCCCUGGUAGAGGGACAGCCGGUUUGA